This is a messenger RNA of Sus scrofa (pig), 5930 nucleotides long. It is a transcript of the gene DDX1, whose product is annotated as DEAD-box helicase 1. Lineage: Eukaryota; Metazoa; Chordata; Mammalia; Artiodactyla; Suidae. The record is from RefSeq and is a predicted model, not a curated record. Gene Ontology annotation, molecular function: ATP binding; protein binding; nucleic acid binding.
GGGUUCCUGCCCGGACUUGGAAAGCGGAAAAACCCAGGGGUGGGGCCGGAAGCGCGCGCCGCUACCGCGCAGCGUGUCGGUGCAGAGGGAGGCAGCGCAGACGGUAGUCGCGGAGGACCGGGCAAAGAUGGCGGCCUUCUCCGAGAUGGGUGUUAUGCCUGAGAUUGCACAAGCCGUGGAAGAGAUGGAUUGGCUCCUCCCAACUGAUAUUCAGGCUGAGUCGAUCCCACUGAUCCUGGGAGGAGGUGAUGUACUCAUGGCUGCAGAAACAGGAAGUGGAAAAACUGGUGCUUUCAGUAUUCCAGUUAUCCAGAUAGUUUAUGAAACUCUGAAAGACCAACAGGAAGGCAAAAAAGGAAAAACGACAAUUAAAACUGGUGCUUCAGUGCUGAACAAAUGGCAAAUGAACCCAUACGAUAGAGGAUCUGCUUUUGCAAUUGGGUCAGAUGGUCUUUGUUGUCAAAGCAGAGAAGUAAAGGAGUGGCAUGGAUGUAGAGCUACUAAAGGAUUGACGAAAGGGAAACACUACUAUGAAGUAUCCUGUCACGACCAAGGAUUGUGCAGGGUUGGCUGGUCUUCUAUGCAGGCUUCCCUAGACCUAGGUACUGACAAGUUUGGAUUUGGCUUUGGUGGAACAGGAAAGAAGUCCCACAAUAAACAAUUUGAUAAUUAUGGAGAGGAAUUCACUAUGCAUGAUACCAUUGGAUGUUACCUAGAUAUAGAUAAAGGCCAUGUCAAAUUCUCCAAAAAUGGGAAAGACCUUGGUCUGGCAUUUGAAAUACCACCACAUAUGAAGAACCAAGCCCUCUUUCCCGCUUGUGUUUUGAAGAAUGCUGAACUAAAAUUUAACUUCGGAGAAGAAGAAUUUAAGUUUCCACCAAAAGACGGUUUUGUUGCCCUUUCCAAGGCAUCGGAUAGCUUCGUUGUCAAGUCACAGCACUCAGGUAAUGCGCAGGUGGCUCAGACCAAGUUUCUCCCCAAUGCUCCGAAAGCUCUCAUCGUGGAACCUUCCCGAGAGUUGGCUGAGCAAACUUUGAAUAACAUCAAGCAGUUUAAGAAAUACAUUGAUAAUCCUAAAUUAAGGGAGCUUCUGAUAAUUGGAGGUGUUGCAGCACGAGAUCAGCUCUCUGUUUUAGAUAAUGGGGUGGAUAUAGUGGUUGGCACUCCGGGGAGACUGGAUGAUUUGGUGUCAACUGGAAAGCUGAACUUAUCCCAAGUCAGAUUGGUCCUGGAUGAAGCUGACGGGCUUCUUUCUCAAGGUUACUCUGAUUUUAUAAAUAGGAUUCACAAUCAGAUUCCUCAGAUUACCUCUGAUGGCAAAAGACUUCAGGUAAUUGUCUGCUCAGCCACUUUGCAUUCUUUUGAUGUGAAGAAAUUGUCUGAGAAGAUAAUGCAUUUUCCCACCUGGGUUGAUUUAAAAGGAGAGGAUUCCGUUCCAGACACCGUACAUCACGUUGUUGUCCCAGUGAACCCCAAAACUGACAGGCUCUGGGAACGGCUUGGGAAAAACCACAUUAGAACUGAUGAAGUACAUGCAAAAGAUAACACAAGACCUGGUGCUAACAGUCCAGAGAUGUGGUCUGAAGCUAUUAAAAUCCUGAAGGGAGAGUAUACUGUCCGAGCCAUCAAGGAACACAAGAUGGAUCAAGCAAUUAUUUUCUGUAGAACCAAAAUCGACUGUGAUAACUUGGAGCAAUAUUUUAUGCAACAAGGAGGAGGACCUGAUAAAAAAGGACACCAGUUCUCAUGUGUUUGUCUUCAUGGGGACAGAAAGCCUCAUGAGAGGAAGCAAAACUUGGAAAGAUUCAAGAAAGGAGACGUAAGAUUCCUGAUUUGCACAGAUGUAGCUGCCAGAGGAAUCGAUAUCCAUGGUGUUCCUUAUGUUAUAAAUGUCACUUUGCCUGAUGAAAAGCAAAACUAUGUUCAUCGAAUUGGCAGAGUAGGAAGAGCUGAAAGGAUGGGUCUGGCCAUUUCCUUGGUGGCAACAGAAAAAGAGAAGGUUUGGUACCAUGUAUGCAGCAGCCGUGGAAAGGGGUGUUAUAACACAAGACUCAAGGAGGACGGAGGCUGUACCAUAUGGUACAAUGAAAUGCAGUUGCUCUCUGAGAUAGAAGAACAUCUGAACUGUACAAUUUCUCAGGUUGAGCCAGAUAUAAAGGUACCAGUGGAUGAAUUUGAUGGGAAAGUUACUUAUGGUCAAAAAAGAACUCUUGGUGGUGGAAACUAUAAAGGCCAUGUGGAUAUCUUGGCACCUACAGUUCAAGAGUUGGCUGCCCUUGAAAAGGAGGCACAGACAUCUUUCCUGCAUCUUGGCUACCUUCCUAACCAGCUGUUCAGAACCUUCUGAGUUAAAUACACACUGAAUAAGAUUUGAAUAAUUAAAGUCUGUAGUCUUAAAACUCUAAAAUAGUUGUACUGCUUCCAAGCAGCAGUAUUUAUGGUAACUUAAGCUGUUAAUGCUAACUCUUGCAUGUCAAGAAACAUCAGUCUUAGGAAUUCUUCAUAAAAUGGCAACCUAAUGAAAAUAAUAAAUUUGAUGAUAUUUUCAUGAAAGUUUAUCUUAUUUUAAAGUUACUUAAUGGUUUUUCUUUUUCAGAAAAAGCUCUAGGUUUAUGAAGUAAAGUUUACGGGUGUGUGAAUUUGGCAGAGGACCUGUGUGGAACCAUAGUGAAUAUCCCGAGUAGGAUUUUCACAAAAAGGGUCCUAAAUGGAGACACUCUUGAGAUGCUGAUGGUUGCCUAAGUGUAUUGUGCUUUUUGGUUGUUGUUGUUGUUACUGUUUGUUCGCUUGCUUGCUUUUUAGGGCCACACCCAUGGCAUGUGGAGGUUCCCAGGCUGGGGGUCGAAUCGGAGCCACAGCUGCCGGCCUACACCACAGCCACAGCAACGCUGGAUCCGAGCUGUGUCUGUGACCCAUGGCAACGCCGGAUCCCCAGCCCACUGAGUGAGGCCAGGGAUUGAACCUGCAUCCUCCUGGAUACAAGUCCGACCAUUUCCCGCUGUGCCACAAUGGGAACUCCGCCUAGGUGUAUUUGGAAGCUAGGGAAGAAUCAUAACAUGAACGAAAAUUGGAUGAUCCCAGGGUAGAAGAACAUCUUGCCUAGUUUGGAAACCCGGAGUCUUUUAGGGGGUUAGAAGAGGUUCUUUGUGUGUCUAAGGACUGGUGACCGAUUUGAUGACGGGGACAGUGAAGAUGAAUCUGAAGGUUUAUCUUCUUUUUUAAGAACCUUUCUUUUCAGAUGAUACAUACUAUGGAGACAAAGGCACGCAAUGUCCUGCUAGGUCUUAAAUUUAAUGCAGCUCUUUGCAAUAUAUCUUCUCAAACUUUCUUGCCUAAAAUUCUAGAAGGAAAAGGCAAAAUUUAUGUCGAUACAAUUGAAUAGUCGCCUUGUGCCUUUUGACUCUUAGUUGAUGAAGUAGUUUCUUUGGGAGAAUUAUUCUGGCCCUAGAAAAUAAGAGCACAGGCUGUUACAGUUUCAUACAUGAUAGUUUUCAAACCUUUCAGCAACUGAAAUAUUUCCUUCAGACAAAACCUUGAGUGCAGUUUAGUAUGUCAGCAGUGGGAACCGCUCCCCGGUGUCUGGAGUCCGAGUUUGUACGGGACGAUUAUGAGGAAACCAUUCACUUCUGUCUAGACCCCUGUCACAGCUGCUCUCAGAGCUGUGAUGACAGCUCCUUGCCAUGUUCGUGCCCAUCACCACUGCCUCAGAAAUGGGUUUCUCGUUGACAUAAUGGCAAAGAAAAGACUUGAGAUUUAGACGAAGUUUGGAGCUAGAGGAGAUCUUCCUUAUUUCCCCUGUUCUCAUCUCGUAGAUGCAGAAGCUGAGUUCCAGGAAUGCAUGUUCAUGUGGCCCAGUUUCCUGGUUUCACCUUUUACUCGUUGGUCUCCCUUUUGCUCUCGGGUCCAGAUGGGUAGGUCGGAGAGGAGUGCUGGAUAGAGCCGGGACUUGGUGUUUCCUCUUGAGAUUCCUGUCCAUCUGGAGUUACUCAGGGAUCAGCUAUUCAGAGGACACUGCAUAUGCAUGGACCAGUGGUGGUGCCUGGAGACCGCCUGGGCUUCCAGCAGGUGCCAUCCCCCCAGACCUUCAGACGAGUGCUAAGGGUGUGAACGAGUGUUGAAGUCUGGUUAAGAUGUGCCCACUGGGCCAUGAGAGAUGCUAAUUGCAUCCUCCUCCCUUUUCUUUUUUUUUUUUGGCCACACUUGUGGUAUAGGCCAGGGAUUGAACCUGCACCACAGCAGCAACACAAGCUGCUGCAAUGACAGUGCCAGAUCCUUAACCCACUGCACCACAGGGAAGCUCCCCCUCCUUCCUUCUAGAAGUAGAGCCUCCUUGGAUUGAUACUGGGUCACCCGGCUGGGGACUGCCCUUCCCAGAUAACGGUCAGUCGGGUGAUGGUCUGCCUGCCCCCGCCACCCCGCCCCGCUCAGGCUGGAACCUGUGUCCCUGUUGGUGAGCCAGUGUCCACCGUUAGAAGAGCAUCACGCAGGGGGAAUGGUGGAGUAAGACGGGGCCUGGGUGGCCUUGUGGAAGAGCUGCCUGCCCCGAGAGGCUGUCUGCUACCGUAUCUUGUCUUGUGUUAGGUCUCCGCUCCAGCCAGCGCAGACUAGAGGCGCUUGAAUGCCCAGAAAACGUUGCCUGCUAACCAGCACAUUAGUACUGAGGUAGCCCUCAGCUUCAGCUCUGUCCGCUCUACAGCGUAGGAAUCCUCAGUGUCCUUCCUCACAGACCUCUCACUGCCAGGGUCCCCUCCGCACAGAAACGUUCAGGCGGCCCCACCUCCAGCACGUGUUAGACGUGACCUGCGGUCUCAUGAGUCUUGGCGCUUUGUCCGCAUUAACCAUUUCAUCUUCUGUUCACUGUUCAUCCGCUUCAAAGCUACCUUCAGGCUUUGCUAGAGCUACACUCUCCACAGUGCCUGGAGUGGUUUUAUGUUUGGGGAUUUUUUUGGCGAUCCAAAUUUGAAUAAACUUCAGCGAGCCUCUCUAACUCCGGCGUGCGUGUUCACUGUACCACUCACCCGGAAGAUGCUGGGAGCCUCUUCCUGGGACAGAGCCAAGAGAGACGAUAGAAGCCAAGCCAGAGGACCCAGGGCCUCGGGAUGGCCACCUAAGAGCACUGAUUGGAAAGGACUCCAACUAGUGGCCGUGGUUACAGGUCGCCCACACCUUUCCUACCUCCUCCUCAGAAGGAAUUUUCCGGAUGUAAACGGGAACCUCUGGUUAGAGGGCUCCCCCACCCCCACCCCCACCCCCCCCGCGGCCCCGCUUUCUACUGCUGUCCCCACUCCCAGAAAAAGUCACCUCUCAGGGACGUAUGGGCUCCUUUCUUUUUUUCUGUAAGUGUUUCGGUGUACCGUUUAGAUCUUACUGUAUGUAUAAUUUUAUAUCUGCAUUUGACAUAUUUUUCUUCCUGUAAAUACUUCCCUGGCUGCCUCGCCCACCAGAAGUGCUGUGGUCUGUCCCUCUCACAAGCCCUGAGGAGAACGGAGGGGGCGAGCCCCUCCCAGGUCAGGCCCAGGAGCGACUCCGGCUCUGACCCGACCAGAAGACGACAGAAGCGAGGCCCUCGGCCCCUGAGCGUUCCUUUCUUGUUCGUAAAAAUGGCGCAAGUCACCCUGGUCCUUGAGGAUUAUGCUGGACAGGCAGCGGGGUCAGCAGACCAGCGGCGCUGCCACCACGUUCUCCAGUGUGGACGCCGGCUGCCUCUUCCUGUUACCUGGACGGUUGCUGAACAUCUUGGUUCUGGCUUUUGGAUUGUUUGCCUCUACUGGAUUCCUCCACCCUCGAUUCUGGCGUGAAAUGAGCCUUAGGAACAUCUUCCAGAGUCAUUUUCAGACUGCUUUCUGGACAGUUUGCCCUGGUUGCCAUUCUCAAAACAAUGUGGGAAGAAUUCUGUUUCAUUUAUUUUGCAAACGGAAAUAAUACUGUUG